AUGUGGUUACCCGAGUGGCUUCCGCUGUCGGCGGAGGAGGCCAAAGCGGUGUUGGCGACGUUUGCGAUGUCCCUGAUCUUUCGCUUCGUCGCCGAGCUGCGGUUCAUUCCGUCGCUCUCCAUGUACCCCACGCUUGACGUGGGGGACCGAAUCGUCGCAGAAAAGGUUUCAUACUAUUUCAGGAAGCCUGAGGUCGAUGAUGUGGUCAUCUUCAAGGCGCCCAAGGCCCUGAAGAAGCAUGGCUACAGUGAGGGAGAGGUUUUUGUGAAACGCAUUGUUGCCACUGAAGGUGACUUGGUGGAGGUGAAGGGCGGGCGGCUGUUCGUGAAUGGCGUUGAGAAGGACGAGGAUUACAUAUUGGAACAGCCUACCUACAACAUGGAGACCCAGCCCCCGCAGCUCUCCAAGCCCGUUCUCGUGCGCCCCGCGCCAGCGCAGCCGCCCGCAAGGCCCGCCGCGCCCGCCGCCGGCGCACGCGGUGGAGCGAGGUCGUGGGCCCCGAGGCCCGGAGUAGCGAGUGCCCGACCGAACGGGGGUGUUGCCGCAAGCGGGAAGAGUGUUUUUAGGCCAAGGGACCGCGCCGCGCGCGCCCCGGGUCCGGACAGCGCGGGUGUGGCGGCAGUGCAGAAUCUAAAGGAGAUUUUGGAGAAGGCGGAGCGGAUGGGAAAUGGCGGAAUGACGGGGGGAGCGGACGGCAGUCUCGCGCUGAAUGGAUCAUCCGCGGGAGCAGCGGAGAGCGCGCUGGAAGGGGACGGCGGUUCGGGUUCUGACGUGGAAGAGAUUGUGCUCGUGCGCAAGGAGACGCCUAAUGGGGCAGCUAGUAACGCAUCAGAGGAUUCUGAGUCGAGCGCCAGCGCGGCUCCGCCAAGCGCGGAUUUCGAAGAUCCCGAGCCUCCAACGGUGGUUCGGCCCAAGCCGGUCAGGGUAGACAGGCCGAAGCUUGAUCGACCUGUGGCCUCGUUCAGCCGCCCCACCCCGCCUGCGCAGCCGGCUCCGGCGCGGCCGGGCGUAUACGUGCGCGGUCAAGCGCCCGCCGCCAGCGCAGACGGAACGAGCGCAAGGGAGAAGCUGGCGUGGAAGCCCAAGGGUUCCGCCGACGCCUCGGCUUCCGACGAUGAGCGCGCUUCCGCCGCGGGCGCGUCAGGAGCUCCGCGCAGAGGCCCCAUUCUGCGCGAUGCUGGGCGCAGGGCGCAGCCUGCCGCGGAGGGUAGGGCCGGCGCAAGCGCACCCGGCGGAGCUCCUACCCCCGGACCUUUCGGGGGUCCGGACAAGGCUCCGGCAAGAGGCGGGCGGAAAGACACGCGGAGGAGAGGCGGGGAAGGCGACCGCGACGGGGCCGGACGGGGGAGGCGCGGGGGAAGAGGCUCAACGGUGGCGGAGCAGGCGCGGGGGAACCGGAAGCAGAGCAAGGCGUCGCGCAGAGCUGCGCGCGAGGAGGCUAAGAAGGCCGCUGCGCCCGUGCAGGCGGAGAUUCUGGAAGUGGGGAAGGAGGGCAUGAGCGUGCAGGAGCUGGCGCGCGAGCUGGCAGUUAACGACUCGGACGUCGUCAAGGCUCUCUUCAUGAAGGUGAGGGGGUUGAGGGAUGGAGGUGGGAAAGGAGGGCAUGAGCGUGUAGGAGGUCGCGCGGGAGUUGGCGGUUAA
Closterium sp. Naga37s-1 is the source of this 1641-nucleotide messenger RNA. Lineage: Eukaryota; Viridiplantae; Streptophyta; Zygnematophyceae; Desmidiales; Closteriaceae. The record is from the annotation of a GenBank genome assembly.